Serpula lacrymans var. lacrymans S7.9 is the source of this 487-nucleotide messenger RNA. RefSeq lists its product as uncharacterized. Gene Ontology annotation, cellular component: Sec61 translocon complex. Lineage: Eukaryota; Fungi; Basidiomycota; Agaricomycetes; Boletales; Serpulaceae. The record is from RefSeq and is a predicted model, not a curated record. Gene Ontology annotation, biological process: intracellular protein transport. The coding region runs from base 22 to 321 and encodes 99 amino acids. The transcript is spliced from 4 exons.
AACUGUGACCAUAACAAAACUAUGUCUGACUCGGACGCAUCUGGCCGUAAUGGCGCAACUACUGGACGCCCUUCCGCUGUAGCCAAACCCCCAGGAGCUCAGAUUCGCCGACGUGCUGCUGGCUCUCAAGCAUCAAGACCAAAUUCGACUCGUGCAGCUGGCGCUGGAGGGUCUUCGGGGACCAUGCUAAAGCUGUACACGGAUGAUUCCCCCGGUUUACGAGUUGACCCAUUCAUCGUUCUGGUUUUAUCUCUGUCGUUCAUUGCGUCUAUCUUCUUCCUCCACAUCUCUGCCAAAAUAAUUCGGUCGUUCAGCAAGUAGUGGCUCGAUUAAUGCAUUCAUUCUACUUUGGCACUUUGUGCUGGGAAUAUUAGUGAAUUUUCGGGGUUCGGAGGCUUCUCAUACCAGGUUAAGGCCUCGAAGGAUUCGCGCUGUACUAAAAGUACUGUUCACCUGACAGCAGCUGUUUCGCUCGUCGCUGUUCCCG